Ochotona curzoniae (black-lipped pika) is the source of this 1269-nucleotide messenger RNA. It is a transcript of the gene ESRRB, whose product is annotated as estrogen related receptor beta. Gene Ontology annotation, cellular component: nucleus. Bases 13 to 1269 code for a protein of 418 amino acids. Gene Ontology annotation, molecular function: zinc ion binding; DNA-binding transcription factor activity; steroid binding. NCBI's taxonomy places the organism in Eukaryota, Metazoa, Chordata, Mammalia, Lagomorpha, Ochotonidae. Gene Ontology annotation, biological process: regulation of DNA-templated transcription. The record is from RefSeq and is a predicted model, not a curated record. The transcript is spliced from 6 exons.
CUGCUGAACAGAAUGUCCGCGGAGGACCGGCACCUGGGCUCCAGCUGCGGUUCUUUCAUCAAGACAGAACCUUCGAGCCCGUCCUCGGGCAUGGAUGCCCUCAGCCACCACAGCCCCAGCGGCUCUUCCGACGCCAGCGGUAGCUUUGGCCUGGCCAUGGGUGCCCACGCCAAUGGUCUGGACUCGCCAUCCAUGUUCGCAGGAGCCCCUGGGAUCAUGGAGGACUCGGCUAUCAAGUGUGAAUACAUGCUCAACACGAUCCCCAAGCGCAUGUGCCUUGUGUGCGGGGACAUUGCCUCUGGCUUCCACUAUGGUGUGGCCUCCUGCGAGGCUUGCAAGGCCUUCUUUAAAAGGACCAUCCAAGGAAACAUCGAAUACAGCUGCCCGGCCACCAACGAGUGUGAGAUCACGAAACGGAGGCGCAAGUCCUGCCAGGCCUGUCGCUUCAUGAAAUGCCUCAAAGUGGGCAUGCUGAAGGAAGGUGUGCGCCUGGACCGGGUUCGCGGAGGCCGCCAGAAGUACAAGCGACGGUUGGACUCUGAGAACAGCUCGUACCUGAGCUUUCAGAUCUCCCCAGCUGCUAAAAAGCCAUCGACCAAGAUUGUCUCGUGCCUCAUGGUGGCUGAGCCAAACAACCUGCAGGCCAUGCCUCCUUCUGGCAUACCUGAGGCGGACAUCAAGGCACUGGCCACGCUCUGUGAUUUGGCUGACCGGGAGCUUGUGGUCAUCAUUGGCUGGGCCAAGAACAUCCCAGGUUUCUCAGACCUCUCGCUGGGGGACCAGAUGAGCCUGCUGCAGAGCGCCUGGAUGGAGAUCCUCAUCCUGGGCGUUGUGUACCGCUCGCUGCCCUAUGACGACAAGCUGGUGUACGCAGAGGACUACAUCAUGGACGAGGCCCACUCUCGCCUCACAGGGCUGCUGGAGCUCUACCACGCCAUCCUGCAGCUAGUACGCAAGUACAAGAAGCUCAAGGUGGAAAAGGAGGAGUUUGUGACACUCAAGGCCCUGGCCCUCGCCAACUCAGAUUCCACGUACAUUGAGGACGUGGAAGCCGUGCAGAAGCUUCAGGACCUGCUGCAUGAGGCGCUGCAGGACUACGAGCUGAGCCACCGCCAUGAGGAGCCACGGAGGACGGGCAAGCUGCUGCUGACAUUGCCCCUGCUGCGGCAGACAGCCACCAAGGCCGUGCAGCACUUCUACAGCAUCAAGAUGCAGGGCAAGGUCCCCAUGCACAAACUCUUCCUGGAGAUGCUGGAGGCCAAGAUCUGA